CCGGCCACACGAAGCAGAGAGGGAGGCAGCGAUACCUCGAACCGCAUUCAGAGCAGCAUCAUGGCUUCGUGCGGACCUGGGCUGAUUCUUCUGGUGGUCGUUUUCCUGCAAGGGGCGGCUGCCAGCCUACCUGGCACUGGGUUAUCGAGGAAUGUUGGUCUACGGAAGUGUCAGUACAAUAGCCUCUUGUACAAGAAGAACACGGUGGUAGAGAACCUCCCCGAAGCCUGCGCGCGGCUGGUGUGCAGGAUGAAGCGCAAGAAACCGCAAGUGAUCCUGGAACCCGUCGAAGGAUGCACGUGCUCUCGCUCCGCUCCAAGGACUCCGAAGGUCGAAUCCGAACCUGAAGGCGGCGCCGUAGAAUCCGAUGCCUUCUACGACGCAGGCGCAAGGGCGGCUCGGAAGUGCUGGUUCAACAGGAGGUGGAACGUUAACAAGACCGUCGCCAAUUUGGAGGACCAUUGCGUCGAGAUCGCGUGUGUUUACGAUGAGGUUGAGAGGCGGGCGGUGCUGCAGGCGCGCUUCCUCCCUGGCUGCGAGUGCGGAGAACUUACGACGGCGCUAGCAACCGAACUCCAGACCAACCCGCCCACCGAACCUCUCACCAACCUGCCCACAAAACUCCACACCAACCCGCCCACCGAACCCCCAACGACGCCCGCGGCUUGUGACUACGCCCAGUUCUCCGCCGAACACUCGAUGCUGUUACGCCCCAACCUCGAGUGUAACGCCCACAGGACCGGGGUUUCGGAGGCGGAGAAACAGGAGAUUCUGGAAGCCCAUAAUACCCUAAGAGCGAAGGUGGCUCGCGGAGAGGAAAUCGCAGGAGACGCAGGUCCCCAGCCUACAGGAGCAGACAUCAGGGAGCUGGUGUGGAAUGACGAACUCGCGCAGGUGGCUCAGGCGUGGGCGGAGCAAUGCAAGGGCGGCCACGACGGCUACGCCAAGAGGAGAAUCUGUUCAAGAAAUUACGCCGUCGGGCAGAACGUCUUCAGGAAGUGGGGUCAGAAUCCAGAAUCUGUAUGGGCCGAAGCUAUCCAGUCGUGGUAUAAAGAGGUGGCCAAUAUGCCUAAUACCUACGUGGACAAAUUUUCUGGUAGUCCCCCUUCUGGAAAGAUGAUCGGUCACUAUACACAGCUGGUUUGGGGAGCGACGAACGAAAUCGGAUGCGGUGCCGUAGAGUUUUCGAGCAUCAAGAGUAGCCACACGUAUUCGGAGAGCAAGAUCUACGUCUGCAACUACGGCAGGAACGGCAACAGUAUUAACUCCCCUGUCUACACGAGAGGUCCGACGGCAUCGCAGUGUAGCGUAGGAACUUCCACGCGGUAUCCAGGACUCUGCUUGUAGGAAAGAAAUUCGUUAAUGUUACGUAAAAUGAAUACAUUUUUGGGUGGAUUGGUUUCAUAUUUUGUUUGGAUUUUGUAAUAGAUUAGAUGAUAGUGUAUAUAUUUACGAUGACUUGUGAUUUUAUUAUUAUUAUUAUUAUUAUUUGAGUUAUUUUGAUGUUAUUUCAUAAUGAGGAUACUGGUAAAAAUGAUAAUGGUAAUUAUGAUGAUUACUUAAUUAUUAUAUAUUGCCAUUAUUAUCAUUACCGUUAUCAUCAUAAUUUUUUAUUAUCGUUGUUAUUAUUACUAUCAUUAUUAUUGUUAUUAUUAUUCUUAUGAUAAUAAUAACAAUAUCUAUUAUUAUUAUUAUUAUUAUUAUUAUUAUUGUUAUCAUUAUUAUCAUAGCUAUUAUUACUGUCUUUGUUAUUAUGACUAUCAUUAUUGUCAUUAUUAUUAUCAUUAUUAUUAUUAUUAUUACUACUAUUAUUAUUAUUACCAUCAUUAUUAUUACGCUAUUGCCAUUUAUUAUUAUGAAAUCACUAGUAUUACUACCAUUUCCACCACUACAACUACCGGUAUUUUCAUCAUAUAAAUAACAAUUAUCUU
This is a messenger RNA of Penaeus indicus, 1931 nucleotides long. RefSeq lists its product as uncharacterized. Gene Ontology annotation, cellular component: extracellular region. The coding region runs from base 61 to 1347 and encodes 428 amino acids. The record is from RefSeq and is a predicted model, not a curated record. Lineage: Eukaryota; Metazoa; Arthropoda; Malacostraca; Decapoda; Penaeidae. The transcript is spliced from 8 exons.